Messenger RNA from Sorex fumeus (smoky shrew), 1818 nucleotides. It is a transcript of the gene PODNL1, whose product is annotated as podocan like 1. The record is from RefSeq and is a predicted model, not a curated record. The coding region runs from base 1 to 1818 and encodes 605 amino acids. Lineage: Eukaryota; Metazoa; Chordata; Mammalia; Eulipotyphla; Soricidae. Gene Ontology annotation, molecular function: protein binding. The transcript is spliced from 10 exons.
AUGCGGGGGGGGGGGGUGGCGAAAGGCUGGAUUCCAUUAGGGGAGUCUGUCGGCAAGGAGGCACAGCUGGCUAUGCGGCUGAGCCUGCUGCUGCUCCUGCUGUGGGUCAGCCCCCCACCCGCCCCAGGCAUGGAGGACAGCGCCUUCCCGCACCCUGGGGAGAGCGUGCGCCCCCUGCCCUGGGCCUGCCCCCCUCGCUGCUCCUGUCUCCGCUUCGACAUGGUGGAUUGUGGGGGCCUGGGGCUGAGGGUGUUCCCCUCCAACAUCAGCAAGAAGGCACAGCACCUCGCGCUACAGAACAACCAACUCCAGGAGCUCCCCUACAACGAGCUGUCCCGCCUCAGCGGCCUGAGAACCCUCAGCCUACACAACAAUCUCCUCUCCUCGGAGGGCCUGCCCGACGAGGCAUUUGAGUCCCUCAACCAGCUGCAGCACCUCUACUUGGCACACAACAGGCUGUCCAUGGCGCCCCAGUUCCUGCCCACCUCCCUCCGCGUGGCCGACCUGGCUGCCAACCAGGUGACAGAAAUCUUCCCACUCACCUUUGGGCAGAAGCCCGAGCUCAGGUCCGUGUACCUGCACAACAACCAGCUGAGCAACGAGGGGCUGCCUGCCGAUGCCUUCCAGGGCUCCCCGCUCCUCACCACACUCAGCUUGUCCAGUAACCGGCUGCACUAUGUGCCACCCAGCUUGCCGCCCUCGCUGGAGGGGCUCCAUCUGCAGGACAACCUGAUCGCCAAGGUGCCCCGAGGAGCACUGAGCCUGCAGACGAAGCUCCGAGAGCUGCAUCUGCAGCACAACAAGCUCACGAACAAUGGCCUGGAUGCCACUGCCUUCAGCAAGCUGUGCCGGCUGGAGUACCUGGAUCUGUCCCACAACCAACUGACAGCGGUGCCGGCGGGCCUGCCCCCCACCCUACUCCUCCUGCACCUGGGCCGGAACCAUAUUGGCCACGUGGAGGCAGCGCGGCUGCGCGAGGCCCGCGGCCUGCGCUACCUCCUCUUGCAGCACAACCCCCUGGGGGUGGCGGGGCUGCCGGCCGGGGCUCUGCGGCCGCUGCGGGAGCUGCACACGCUCCACCUCUAUGGCAAUGGGCUGGAGCGUGUGCCGGCCCGGCUGCCCCGCCGCCUGCGCGUCCUGAUGCUGCCCCACAACCGCGUGGCAGCGCUGGGCGCCCGCGAUCUGGCCGCCGUGCGGGGCCUGGAGGAGCUCAGCCUGGCCUACAACCUCUUGGCCAGCGCCCGCGUGCACCCGCGCGCCUUCUGCCGCCUGCGCGCCCUGCGCAGCCUCGACCUGACCGGCAAUAAGCUGACGCGGCUGCCCGCGGGGCUGCCCGCCGGCCUCCUCCGCCUGCGGCUGCAGCGCAACCAGCUGCGCGCGCUGGAGCCUGAGCCCCUGGCCGGCCUGGCCCGGCUGCGGGAGCUCAGCCUGGCGCACAACGGGCUGCGGGUGGGUGACAUCGGACCGGGCACCUGGAACGAGCUUCAGGCCCUCCAGGUCCUGGACCUCAGCCACAAUGCUCUGUCCUUCGUGCCCCCUGACCUGCCUGAGGCCCUGGAGGAGCUGCACCUGCAGGGCAACCGCAUCCGCCAAGUGGGCGCCCACGCCUUCCUGGGCACACCCCGACUGCGCUUGCUCUUGCUCAGGGACAACCUGCUCCACAGGACGAGCGUUGCCCCCGAGACCUUCCUGGACCUCCUGCACCUGCGCCUGGUGGACACAUCGGGGAACCCUGAGCAGGUCUUGGUGCGGCUGCCGCCCCCAGGCCCGCGACGACCCAGGACAGGGGUCCUGGUGGCUGGCGGGAUGGCCAGCUGA